AUGGGCCCUGCUGUGCAUGCUUUCCUGCUAUCCCUUCUGCUAGGGAUCUCAGUGUGUGGACGACCUACAUACACAAGCCGCAUUGUGGGUGGCCAGGAUGCUGUUAAGGGACACUGGCCUUGGCAGGUCAGCCUGCGCAUGGGCCAGACCCACAUCUGUGGAGGUUCCCUCAUCACUGAGCAGUGGAUACUGACAGCAGCACACUGCUUAACAACGACCUGGACUAUUUUUACAUACACUGUGUGGCUGGGAUCAAUUUAUGCAGACUAUUCCAGUGAAGGCUUGCAGUACUAUGUGUCCAAAGUCAUCAUCCACCCCAACUUCCACGAAACAACUGCAGACAUCGCGUUGCUGAAACUGUACUCCCCAGUCCCCUUCACAUCUGUCACCCUGCCCAUCUGCUUGCCCACCAUCAAAGAGCAUUUGACAAUUCCAGCCUCUUGUUGGGUGACUGGAUGGGGGGAAACAAAGAAAAUGAAAGGUACUGAUUUCUAUUCCACUCUCCAGGCAGCAGAAGUGCCCGUUAUUAACCACAAGGCUUGUGACCGACUUUACAACCCAGUCGGUAUCUACCUUCCAGGAUCGGAGCCAGUCAUCAAAGAAGACAUGAUUUGUGCCGGUAAUACCAACAGUAUGAAGGACAGUUGCAAGGGUGAUUCUGGAGGGCCUCUGUCAUGUCUCAUUGACAAUGUGUGGAUCCAGAUAGGACUGGUGAGCUGGGGAAUAGGCUGUGGUCAAACUCUUCCUGGAGUCUACACUAGUGUGAUCUACUACCAAAAAUGGAUUAAUGCCACCAUCUCAAGAGCUGAGGUUUUACAUCCCAAGAAUCUGAACUUAUCUGACUUCCUACUCCCAACUGUACUGCUCUCUCUGCCUCUCCUGGGACCCUCCUGGACCUAA
Molecule: messenger RNA, 900 nt
Organism: Trichechus manatus latirostris (Florida manatee)
Lineage: Eukaryota; Metazoa; Chordata; Mammalia; Sirenia; Trichechidae
Gene: PRSS48
Product: serine protease 48
Exons: 5
Coding region: 1-900 (299 amino acids)
Biological process (GO): proteolysis
Molecular function (GO): serine-type endopeptidase activity
Source: RefSeq, a predicted model, not a curated record